Molecule: messenger RNA, 11720 nt
Organism: Cinara cedri
Lineage: Eukaryota; Metazoa; Arthropoda; Insecta; Hemiptera; Aphididae
Source: the annotation of a GenBank genome assembly
UAUUAUAAAAGCUUAAAAGUGUUGAAUCAUUUCUCUUGUACGAAAAUAUUAAUAAUAUUUGACAUUCGUUUUUUUAUUAAUAUUACAUAUCUAUAUUUUCAAACGAAAACAAAAAAUGUAAUAUGUGAAAUAUAUCUAUCAUAUUACAUACAUGCAUUAUGUCACAAAGUCAAUUUAAGUUUGAACGUAAAUCGGGCGGCGUGUCAAGGAAACUGAAACAUGCAGGAAACGUAUCGAAAAUCCGAGAAUUUGAGUUGGAAAAGGUAAAUAUUGCACUUUUACUGUAGUAUAAUAGGUAUACAACUACUCAUUGUUUGAUGAUGACUAAUUAAAUAAAAAUAUUAUUAAUUCAAAAGACAACUAGUCUUAUAGAUACUUUUAUUAUAUUUUAUAUACAAUCUCGUUAAAUAAUUAUAUUUACUUCUUAAUUCAUAUUGAUUGAUUGAUAUCAUAUUCAGACACAGGCACUAUACCUAUUAUCUAAAAUAUACAACGAAUAAAAAAAUAACCUUCUACUUCCAUUGGUUAAAAAAAAAAAUUUUUAUUCUUAUGUACGAUUAUUAAUAAAAAGUGUUUUUAAACAUGUACCUAAAUAUAUGUAUUAUGUUUACAAUUUAUUAAAAAUAAAAUCAAGUUUACUUUUUAAAUUCUGAGCGUAAUGAUUGGUUUUACUUUGAAGUGUUUUUUAUUUUUUUAUUUUUAAAUGACUUUUUUUGUAAGAAGUCUUGCUCCAAUUAAAAACUUUAUAAGAAAAUUCUUGUAGAAUUUUCGAUCUAGUUUGUGCAUUAGGGUUGUCAUUUUGUGUACAUAUUUGCAGUUUUCAUAGUGUAUAGAAAAAUCUUUCAAUUUUUGUUGAUUUCUGAGUUACCUGGGUAACAAGGGAAACAAUACUAUUAUUAAUACGUAUAAUACUCUGCUUGGAAUAGAUUUUAGUUAAAAAUGAUUUAUCGUUGCGUAUAGAUGUAAAUUAAAUUAUUACAUAAGAGUAGGUAUGUCUUUCAUUUCAACUUCUCUCCGAAAAUAGUGGCACAUCCAUUAGAAUUAUCAUUUUUUUUUAAAAUUCAAAGCGUAUUUCGUAUCAGCUAUUUAUAUUUAAGAUUUUACGUAAAAAUAAAAAAAAGUACAAACAUUAUUUCAAAAAACGUUAUUUUAAAUUACUUUUCAUCAUUAUAGUUAAGUUUAUUGUUUAUUGUUAAUUAUUAGUUAUGAUACAAUAUUAUGUGUAAUGGUAUUCGAUUUGUCCGUUUAUUGAUUUCGUCAGUUUUUUUUCCGUCAUAUUAUUAUAAAUAAAGUUUUGAAGCCUUGCUUUUUUAUAGAACUUUGGAUCAGGUUGAUGGUUAGAAAGUCAUUUUUUAUUUUUUUUUUGAAGGUUAAUUUUAUCUAGUUGGUACAUUGAGUAGUUAAUUUUUUGAUUUUCUGAAUUGUUUUUAAAAUAAUUGGUAAAAACCCAAAAGAAAAUUAAAGGUAAAAUGGUAAAUAUGUAUAGCAUGUUGUGACGUUACUGAUUUCAUUAUUUUAAAUUUGUGUAUACGAUGUUUUCCACUAGAAAUAUCGCUAUGAUGAGGUAUAGAUUUAGUUCCUUGUAAUAAAUAUAGCCGCUGGACACAGAAAGUCAUUUUUUGAUAUUUUAAGUAGUUUCCAUAAAAAUUAUGCAAAACUAAAAAAAAGACGAAAAAUACAAUUGUUUUUAUAUAAUAUGGUGGAAUGAUUUUAUCAUUAUUUAAAAUUUUUAAGAUUAUAUUUUUCUACCAAAAAUCUUUGUCGAAAUUUCAAGAAAAGCAUAUUUCUGAAAGAACCCUCUCCUUCAAGACCUAGCCAAAAUUAUCUCACUGGUUUCCAUUAAUAAUAUGUUUUAAUAAUUGUAUUAAAAAUGUAAUGUCCCAGAUUGAAAAAGAAAAAUACAAUGUAGAGAAACUGCAGCUAUAAAAGUGAACAGUUAAAUCUGUUAAUAUGAUAUAUGUGGCAAAUUUAAAUUAAAAAAAACAAAUUACAAUCAAUUUAAAAUUAUUUGUUUUCUAUAUGUGUCACAGAGCCCCUGGAAUGGGAUCGCGGACCGCGGUGCAUAAUUUUGGAACCACUGUUAUAGACUAUAUUAGUAUAGGUACUAUACAUUUUAGUUAUAACUAAUGUCUACUAAUAAGUGUAUUUUAAAUCCUAUUUCGGCCUUUGAAUAUGUGGUCCUAUAUAAUAUAAUUUAGGUACUAUAUAGUAUCUAUACUAAUAUAGACUAUAACAGUGGUUCCAAAAUUAUGCACCGCGGUCCGCGAUCCCAUUCCAGGGGCUCUGUGACACAUAUGGAAAAUAAAUUAUUUGAAGUUGAUUGUAAUUUGUUUUUGUUAGUUAUACAUAUUAUGUAGAUUGAAUGGUUUAAUGUAACGUGUUUAUUUUCCAGGUAGACUUGAUCGAGACAUUUGACAUUGUACAAAUCGUUGGUGAAGGAUGGUUUGGCAAAAUACUGCUGGUCGAACACCGGGGCACGGACAACGAGAUGGUGCUCAAAGCCUUGCCUAAAAACUAUACGGCGAUCAAGGAUUUCUAUCAAGAGUUCCAUUUUAGUUAUCAUCUGAGCGCCCAUCGGAACAUCGUGUCUACGUUCGACGUCGCCUUUCAGACGGCCAGUUUUUAUGUGUUCGCACAGGAAUACGCUCCAUUGGGUGAUCUCACGUCCAACAUAUCCGAUAGUGGAAUCGGAGAGUUGCACAGCAAGAGUGUCGCAAAACAGGUCGGUUAAGACUCUAUAUAUAGUCAAGAAGUCCCAAAAUAUAUAAUAGUAUCAUUAUCAUUAAUGUAAAAUAUAAUCUGUAGACUAUAAUGAGUUGAAACUGAACUAUAUAUAUUAUACAAGGGAAGGUAAUAUUAGUAGACAUUUUUUGAGGCACCAAAUCCUCUAAAAAGUUUUCAUACUUGAUUUCAAAGAUUUGAGUAGAGAUCUGUAAUGAAAAAUAAUAUUAUGAAUCAUAUUAUCAUUGUUAAUCGUUUUGCAUCCAAUUGUCUACUGCAACCUCCAUAACAAAGCGUGAUGAUUUCUGACAAUUAGGUUUCUGCAGUUUUAUCGAAGUAUUAUAUAAUAUUAUAUAAUCUAAUAGUUUAGGAUUUAUUUAUUCACAUUACUUCCCAAUACGAAUCUAAAUUGAUACAGUCACUAAAAUAAAUAUUAUUGUUCAAUUUUGUUAAUCUUGAAACACAUAUAAUCUUGAAUUAUCAUAUUAUUAUUGUAUUAUUAUUUUUAGGCAGGAUAGAAACUCUAGCAAUAGCAAUUUAUUAAGUGGUGCAGGAGUUAACAUUGUUAUCAAAACUUCGUUUAAAUCUUUCCCUAUUUUACCAAAUCCUUAUAUUAUUGAAUAGAUAUAUACAGACUCAAUUGUAUCUUGAUUGGUGCUGUUUAUCUACCUUUUUUUUUUACUACCAAUAAUUGAUUCAUAUAUCUCAUCGGCCGAAGAUUUAUUUUUUUCACUCUCUCCUUUUUUCUAUGUGGUGUCUUUAAUAUUCUUAAUUUUUCUUGGUCUUAUGAAUCUUUAAUACUCCAAACACACAGUAUGUUAACUCUUGCUACUACAAUGACCGUUGAUUCUUUCUCUUUCCUCGAAAUUUUUCAAUUCAACCAAGUAAUCAACAGUCACAAUAGCAUUUUAGACCUUGCUAUUUGAAGUAUACAUAACAGUAGUAUUAGUAUAUCCUCCUUCUAUGGUUAAUCAUCCCUAUUACCUAACUCCCUAGAAAUCACCUAUCCACUACCUACUUCCACCGUUGACACCUACUAUGACUUGAAAUCCGGGGACUAUACUUUCAUUUCUAACUUCUUAUUGAACUCUAACUGACUAGCUACUAUUUGGCUGUUUUGUAUUGAUGAGGCAGCUUUUGUUUUUAAUAAAGAAAUUUACAAUUCUAUCGAUAAAUAUGUUCCCAAAGAAAUAUGUUGCACCCGAAUUUCCAGCCUGGGUUUCAUACAUUAAUAACCUUAAUAACCUAAUAAUUAUUGAAAAAACAUGCACAUCAGACAUUCAAGGGAUCAAAUGAAGCUUCUGAUAAUUUAAUUUCUUUUGAACUUAGGGGCUCAAAAAACUUGAUUACUAUGACUAAAUCAGUAAUACCGAAUUUUUUCUCUCAUCCGCUCGAACCAAAUUUUGGAGGUAUGUCAAGAACCUCCGACAAAAGCUUUUAACUCCUUCUAAAUUUUAUCUAGACAGUACUACCGCAUCAUCAUUAGAUGAUACCGAUUGAAUUAUCUAAAUUAUUCUUAUCCUAUUUUACUUUUUAAUUAAACACUGCUUUUUCUGAGCAUAAAUCUAUACGUAUAUGCGCAUUUUUUUUCGAACUUCCAUCUAAUGUAGACUUUUUUCCUUACGAUAUUCUUCUGAUAAUUUCCAAAUUGAAAAACCGAAAUUUCACUGGGCCUAACGGUUUUUACUUUAUACCUGUUACUACUUGCUCAUGUAUUCCAUCUACCUUCUAUAUGCGCUUCAUGGAUGAGGAAAUUUCCCAAAUAUUUGGAAAAUUUGUUCUGUAUCUCCUACUCUUAAAGCAAGUGACCUAUUUAAUGUCUCCAACUAUCGACUUAUUUCCAUUCUUUACUAUUUAUCUAAAAUGUCUGAAUAGUCCUUACAAAAACUAAGAGUAGUCUAAAAUCUAAAGAGGUAUUGGGUUUCAUAAAACACAAUACUAGAAGCACGGAAAUAUUUCGCACGAUGGGUGAGUCACUGUUGUAAGUGAGAAGUUGGAAGGGUAGGAUAUAGAAUGGAAUUUAAUUUAUACCUGUACGCAACGAAAAGCUAUUGCUAACAAAAAACGAUUUGGAGUAAAGUUUCUUUUAUACAUAUAGUACGUACAUUUUCUCGUUUUCUCAAUUAUUAAGAAAAAUGUUUGGAAUAUCAAAAAAGGACCAUCUUUAAGUAUUUUUUUAUAGAAAAGGUACUAGACUUGAACUAGUCUAAAACUUGACUUCUGAUAAUUGCCUCCUCGCUCUCUAUUUAGCUUUAGUCAGUUCAAUUUUAGAGUAUGGUGUGAUGGUUUAGCAUUCUUAUCUUGCGAAGGACCAACUAAGAUUAGAGCAUAUGCAUUAAUUUGUUCUUAAACUUUAACAUCCUCGUCAUGACUAUUCACUUAUCCUUAAUGUACUCAAAAUUCAUACUUUUUCCACCCGGCACCUCGACGCCGAUUCCAAUUUCAUUUCUUCCCUUCUUAACGUAUCUAUAGAUGCUCUUGACUUACUAUCCUUCAUAUACUUCCACGUUCUUUUAUUCAAAGCUAGAAGCCACUAGCUAUUUGAAAGUCUUAAUCACACAACUUCUUAUGGCUAUUACCCCAUUUACAGGAUGCUACAUGUAGUUAACCAUUCAAUACUUUAAUCUUGUUUUAGCUUAAUAUUUAUUAUAUGUAUAUAUUUUGUAAUCACUGUAUAUUUUGUAUCUGUUAUUUAUCAUCUUGUACAAAUUGCCGGCCUAGGUGUUAAUAAAUAUGAAUAAUGAUGUAUUCUAUCAUUUUUAAUUAGCUAUAUAGUGUUUAAAAACUCCAUCCUGGCUACGUGCCUAUAUAAGUAUGGUAUAUUGUAUAUAAUAAUAUAAGUAUACGAUCUAUGUUUUAUUGGCAUGUGCAUAGUGGUUAAUCUAUUAAAUUUAUCUAUGCCAGCAGAUAGGUAAGCACAUUAUUAUGAUCGUUGGUGCAAUAGGCCGAUGAGUAAAGUUGUGUUAUUUAUUAGAUUUUGUUUUGAAUACGGAUUGCUAGUUAAAUAUAUCAUACUAGUGUCGUAGUUAGACACAUAUCGCCAGUACCCCUCCCCCCGAACUUUCUUUUUUUUGUUAUUUGUUAUGCUGUAGUACAGAUUACACAAAUUCAUUAUAUUCAUAAAGUUUAUUAUUAGUAAUACUAUUUCAAGUAUUAGAAAAUAUAUUGGUUUUUAUUUUUAUGAAUAACAUCUGAAUCAUUAAUUGCAGAAAGGGUACAUUUCCAAUUUCAGAAAAAAUCGGGUUAUUACCGAAUUUGUAAUUAUCUACCUUGAAUACAUAUUUUGUGUGAAAAUAAGACUAUUCCAUCAAAUUGUUAAGGCAAUAUAAACAGCUUAAUAUCUUGAUAAAAUACUGUGAUAACGUGGUUUUUGUAUUUUAUGGGUUUUUGUUCAGAUAUUAUCAUUAUCAGUCAAUAAUUUUCGUCCCGUUGUUUAUUUAUGUUAUUUUGAGUCAAUCUAAUUCUGAAUUUGUGUUAUGAAAAAUAAUAUUCUAUCUUUUUGAUUUUAAAAUAUUCAUGAAUUAUAAAAAAAAAAAAAAAAAUAUUUCACCGAUCAAGUUACUCAAGAAAUGUAAAAUUGGAGAACUGCAACUGCAUAUUUCUUAAAUGUUCUAUAAAACAAAUUUCGAAAAUAAUUAAUGUUUUUCGAGAUAAUGAGUGUCUUACGCUAGAUUGAUCACCCUGUUUAUCGAAAUGUAAAUACAUUAUUAUACGAGCCUAGAAUAUUGUAAAAAUAAUAUAUGUACUUUUAAUAUUACACUAUAUGCAUGUUUACUGUCCAUUUUGAAAUUAGUCAUGUUAUAAUAGUAUGACACAGUAUAAUACAUAUUAUAUACAUACACUUUUAGUUGGUUUCAGCGAUCCAGUACAUCCACAGUUAUGAUUUGGUGCAUAGAGACAUCAAACUAGACAACAUUUUAGUUUUUAAGAGCGAUUUUUCGAGAAUAAAACUCUGUGAUUUCGGAGAGACGAGAAAAAACGGCAGUUGGGUAACGCGUAGAAAUGAAUGGAUCCCUUAUAUGCCUCCUGAAAUCUUAGCCACAGACGCCGAACACAAAUACAAGUAAGAUAGACAUUAUUAAUAAGUACUUAUAUAAAAUCUAAAUAAAUCUAUCUUUUCAACAAUUGAUUUCCCACAUAUCAAUAUUUCUAAAUUAUACAAAUUGAUAAAUUAUAAAUUAUAUUAUUCUUAAAAAUACAUGUAAUUUAUAAGAUCAUAGAAAAAUCAAAAUUAAUUCAGUAAAGAAAUACAUCAUUACUAACAAUAAAAUCGUAUGUAUCACAUAGGUAAUAUCAUUCAAGUGAAUAUUUAUAUAAGUUGUUAACUGUUUUAUUCAGGUAUUUUACUUUUAAAUUAAUUACUUACUAUCUUUACAGCUUGUUAAUAUCCAGCAUUGAAUUUUAACUGAUUUAAUUUUUUUCUAGGGUUGAUUAUAUAACCUAUCGAUUCAUAAAUUGUGUAUUUUAUUUUUUUACACACCAAGUAACUUUCAGAUACUUAGGUAUAGUUAUAUAAUAAUAACAAUAAUAUAUGAAGCAACCAAAAUUACAAAAUAAAGUAAACACAGUAACAAAGUAACAUAAAGUUGCAAUAUAGGAUGAAUUUGCAUUCAUCCUAUAAGCCAAGCUUGUGUCGGACGAGUUGAGUUCAUAAAUUAAAUAAAGUUAAUAAGAUUAAACAAACAACAUAAAACUUAAAUAAAGUACAGAAUCAAAAAGUUAAACUAUUGUAUACGAAAUACAUGAUUUUUAUAAUGCUUGAAAUUAGUAAAAGAGAUGACAUUUAUUUUAAAUGUAUGUAAUAAUAAAAUCCCUAUAAUUAUAGGGUUAUAAUUCCUAAAUUUUGUUUUAUUAAAAUGUACAUUAAGGUUAUUAUUGAUGUUUAAUCUUGUAUUAUAAGUGUGAGAUGGUUGAUAAUCACUAAUAAUAGAUUUAAUUUUAAACAUAUAUAAUAAAGUUUGAUAUUCAUAUUGUAAAUUAAAAGUUCGAAUAUUAAGAUCAGAAUAUAAUAAAAUAGUUGAAUAUUAUUUAGGUUUACUUUAAAUAAUUUUAAUUAAAGAAUUAAUAGCAAUAUUUAAGACAUUAAUGUGGCUAGAAUAAGUACUACCUCAUACCAAUGAAAUAUAAGUAGACAGAUUGUGUUAAAGCUAAAAAGACGACUCUUAAAGAUUUUAAGUUUAAUAUAUUACAUAGUAUUUUAAAUUUAUAAAACAAUUUUCUGAUUUCAUUAUUAACUGAAUAGAUAUGUUCUAUAAAUUUUAGCCUUUGAUCAAUAAUUAUACCUAGGUAUUUCACAUUAUCAACUCUAUCUAAAUUAAUAAAUUUGCAAGGUACAUUUAAAUAUAUACAACUAUAAGAAUGUGUACAAAUAUAAAAGUUUGUAUAUUUAUGUAUAUUUAGAGUAGAAACUUCACACGACGUUUGGCAAUUUGCGGUCGUGCUGUUCGUGUGUUUGACUGGGUGUUUGCCGUGGCAGAAAGCCAGUUCCGAAGAUCCGAGAUUCGUUAGUUACGUUUAUUGGAUGUCCAGCAACGGUUUAAUGAGCCCGUUCAGAAGGCCUAAACUCUUUAAGAUGCUGACGUCCAACGCGCAAAGAAUGUUUCGAAAGUUCUUACAGCCUAAUGUACAUACUAGGCCUAGUGUUUUGGACGAAGUGCAGAAUUUCAUUGACGAACGAUGGCUAUCCAAGUACAUGUUGGAUAAAAGCAAAGGUACUUAUCGUGCGAAUAUUCGAGUGAUUUUUUUAAAAUUACCUAAAUAAUUACAAUCAAUUUUUUUGACACUAUCUAUACUAAAUAAUAUUUCAAUGCUUUAUAUGUGGGGUAUUUUAUACCUUUUUUUAUGGUUUAUACUAUUUAUUAGGAAAUAUAGAGAGUAUCAAUAUUACAAAAAUUAAAAUCAAAGCACCAAAAUAUAAUUUUAAAAAUUUAAAAAGAAAUUUUGUAAAUCGUAAGAAAAUUUUAAUGAUUUAGCUUUUUAGCUUAAGUAAUUUCUGAAAAAAUACAAUUUGUAUUUGUAUUCUGGUUUUAGUGACACAAGUGGUAUAAACAAACAAUGAUCAUGAUGAUUUUUUUUUUUGUAACUGUUUGAAAGUAUAUGCAUUACAUAAAAUACCCGGCUGUUUUAGUUGGGCCUCCUAAUUAAAUGCAAUUUAAUAACAAUCGUUCAUUAAUAAUAAUGUAUACAAGAAAAAAUAAAACAAUAAAAUGAAAUAUACAAUUAGUAUAAUAAUAAUAUCUAUGUAAACAAGUAUGAAAUUACAAUUCAUUUUGAAUGAGUUAAAAUUUGGUGAUAUGGACAAGUCGAUAUUUAAUUAAUUUAUAGUUUUCAUAAUAUAGCAAUAAAUGGACUUUAUUAAAGCUAAUGAAUCAUUAAAAUCAGCAUAAUUUCGACGAAUAAAGCGAAAGAUUUUGUUUAAUCUAUUAACAAUGUUGUUAAUAUAUGACAUUCAAAAUUAAGUUUAGGAUCAAAAAAAAUAUGAAGGUCUUUUGAGAGUAUAUUGAUAAUAAUGAUAAAUUAAUAAUUUAAUCUAACCUAUUCACCUACUUACCUACUUCGGAUAAAUGAUAAAUUCACAGUAAAGUAUAUUCACAGUAAACCGACAUUGUAGAACAGUGAGUAUGAUGCACCUAAAUUUUAAAUAUGAAAACAAUUAGAAAGAUGUAUUUUAGCCAUUUUAAUAUUUUGAGUUGGUCACUAUUAUAAAACAUUACUUUUAUUUUACAUAUUUUUAAAAACAAAAUUAAAUGCACACUAAAAAUGUCAGUUAUUAUACAGGUAUUAGAGAAUUAAAUUUUUUUUUUUAUUCAAUUCGAAAACCUCAGUAUGAAUACUAGGUAGACACCAGUUUCCCUACCUAUGGGUAGGGCUAAGUGUGUUUCCGCCUCCUUCUCCAUUUACCAUGUCAAAUACAAAAUAAUGAUAAAAACUAUUCAGAAUUGACAAAUUAUCACUAAUAAAAUAAUAACCAUUGCAUAUUUGCAUUACUUAUUCUAUUUAAUUCAUUUAUUUUGCAAAAUUUUAAUAUUCUAAGUGGAGCGAAGAAUGAAUUGGUUUUACAAUGAUGUUUUUUUUUUACCUCUACCAGAAAUCUUGCUCCAAUAUGUGGCACCAGGAAGGAAAUAUUGCCUAGAUGGUACUUUGAGGAGGUUAAUGAUUUUCCAAGCAAUUUUCUGCUGGGAAAAUGUCUGCUGAUAAAAUGUCGGAAAAAUUGGAAAAUUACGAAAAUAAUAGUUUUUUAAUUCAGCUUUAAAUAUUCGUAAUUACUUGAAAUUCGGACAAAAACUUAUUUUUUCCUUUUAUAGACGUGGUAAAACUAAAAACAUUUGAGCUAUAUUUGAGUAUUUAUAAAUAUUUAAAUUUUUAAAUUUUUAUUUGGUAGGUACUCAAUGAAUAAAAUUGUUAUGUUAGCAAAAUGCUUGAAAACUGAACAGGAGGUUAAUUAUAAGUCGCAAUUUGCGACCAAAAUAAAAAAAAUUGAAUUCAAUGUAGUUUAUCUUUUUUUAUAAGAAUAUUAUUAUCAAAUUUUGGCGAAAAUCGUUUUAGUAAAAAUGAUGGGGAACAAGUAGAACAAAUCUAGUUACUGAUCCAUACAAAUAAUUUCAAUAUAUAUUUAUUUUACUAUAAUAUGACAUAUAUAUUAUUGAAAAAGCAAUACUAUUUAACUGAGCUCCACUCAGAAUCGUUUUUCGUUAAAUUAAUCUUUGAUUACAGAUAUACAUUAAAUUCACCUCUAUAUCCUACCUUCUCAACUUCUCAUUUACAACAGUUCCACCCAUUGUGCGAAGUAUUUCCGCCUUUUUUUUUCUUUAGUUAAGGUUUUUUAGUUUAGCCCCCCUUCCAUUGAAAAAUCCUGCGUAUGCCACUGGUAGAUAGGUACUUAUUUCGAUUUGGCGAGUAAUUUUCUAAUUAAUCUAUGUCCACUCUUAAUUAAAAUUAUCUAUUGUUAUUUAUUCUCAUUUAUGUUGUACCAUUUAACAGUUUCAGAUGAUAUCGACGAGCUGAGUCCCUCUCUGUACAGUUAUCAGACGGAUCAGGAGGAGAAUAAGAAAUUUAUGUUGGCCUUUUCCAAUUGUGGGAUCGAAACGGUCGUCGUCGAUAGAGCGGCGAAAAAAGAACGUAUAAAACAGUGGAUCCAGUCAAGUGUCAUCGAAGAAGAGGACGAAGGGAAUUCCUGCAGCGAAGAAACUGGUGAUAAUAUACUGAAUGUUUCCCGUAAGAGUAGCAGCGAUACCGAAGAAAACGAAUUGUACGCGUUGACUACCACUAAACGUGAUGCUUAGAAUUAUUUGGAUUUGACCAAUAUUUGUAAAAUACCGCCAAAUAAAUUAAAAAUCAUCCUUUAAAAAUUACACCCUUGUCCAACUCGCGGAAAAAUAUUUUUGGCGUCAGUCAAAAAGUUAAUGUUAUAAGUUGUGCUAAAACUUGUGGCAAUUUCGAUUUGACGAUUAUUAAUGUGCACUGGAACUGCACGAGUAUGAUACUUAUAGAAUACUACAAGUUUUUCAAUUCAAAUAAGACAAUAUUAUGAAUUGGGAUUUACCAUGGAAAUGUAAAUCUAUUAUUCAUUUUUUUUUUUAUUACAUGUAUUAAGAAUAUCUCAGAAACACGGUUCGCAUGGAUAUUAGCAUCAUUGCGCCAAAAUUAACGGCUGGUAUAGUCGGUGAACACUCAUUUAUGCCAUUAGUGCUAUUAAAUCGAAUAUAUUGCACUACACCAGUUCAUCGAGUUUUUACUUUCUGUACAAAUGGUGCGUUAAAUCGAAAACGAUAUUAAGCCUUUCCAUUACUGCGCCGGUUGUGUUUUAUUGUAAGAUUUCCUACUACGAUUCAGCUGUAUAAAUAUAGCGAAUGCAUAUCAUGUCUUUGAAUGAUUAAUGUAACUGAAUUGUAACUAUAUUACAAGUUUAAACUCAUAAUAAAUUAUUUAUUGUAAAUAUAAAUGUAUUGCAACUAUUAUAAAUUAAAAAUGUAUGUAAUCAAAUUGUACUGUGUUUUAUG